UGUGACGGACAAGGGCCUUUUGACGCAGAACGUGUGGGAGUGGCUGUAAUGUGAGAUUUGGAAUAAGUACCAGAGCUGCUUUUGAAGGCUGCUGUAAAGGACAAGAUGUCUUCCUGCUGUGCUGCUGGGCACUGGGGAGAGCGGAAAGAGCACGUUCAUUAAACAAAUGCGUAUAAUUCAUGGCUCAGGCUACUCUGAAGAGGACAAAAAAGGCUUCACCAAGCUGGUGUACCAAAACAUCUUCACUGCCAUGCAGUCUAUGAUCAGGGCCAUGGAAACCCUGAAGAUUCUGUACAAAUAUGAACAGAAUAAGGCCAAUGCAGUGCUGAUCCGGGAAGUGGACGUAGAAAAGGUCAUGACAUUUGAGCAGCCAUAUGUAAGUGCAAUUAAAACAUUGUGGAACGACCCUGGAAUACAAGAGUGUUAUGACAGGAGAAGAGAAUAUCAGCUUUCUGAUUCAGCUAAAUACUAUCUUAGCGACGUGGAUCGUAUCGCUACCCCGGGAUAUCUACCAACUCAGCAAGAUGUGCUACGGGUUAGAGUUCCUACAACCGGUAUCAUAGAGUACCCCUUUGACCUAGAGAAUAUUAUCUUCAGAAUGGUGGAUGUUGGAGGUCAAAGAUCAGAGCGAAGGAAGUGGAUCCACUGCUUUGAAAAUGUGACUUCCAUCAUGUUUUUAGUAGCACUUAGUGAAUAUGACCAAGUUCUGGUGGAAUCUGAUAACGAGAACCGGAUGGAAGAGAGUAAAGCUCUCUUUCGAACCAUUAUCACUUAUCCAUGGUUCCAAAACUCUUCUGUUAUCCUUUUUCUCAACAAGAAAGAUCUGUUGGAAGACAAGAUCCUGUAUUCCCACCUUGUUGACUAUUUCCCAGAGUUUGAUGGCCCACAGAGGGAUGCACAGGCAGCCCGUGAGUUCAUUCUCAAGAUGUUUGUGGAUUUAAAUCCUGACAGCGAUAAAAUCAUCUAUUCUCACUUCACAUGUGCCACAGACACAGAAAACAUCCGUUUCGUCUUUGCAGCUGUCAAGGACACCAUCCUACAGCUCAACCUGAAGGAGUACAACCUGGUUUGACCUGCUCUGCUCUUGGCCCCUUGAGAGGCUUCAUUGUGAAGAAAAGACAAAAAAAGAAAUUUUAAAUAUGACAGGAAAAAAAGUUUUAAUUUUUGAUGAUGUAAUGAUUGCAAAUUGUCUGAUCUGUGGAGUGGCAAGUGCUCAGUGUUAUCCUGGAGUCUCAUGUCUCUGUCCACAGAGUAGUUGAUUUCAUAUUUUUAACAAAUUGCUUUUAUUUCACAGUUAACGGGGAUAUGCCUCAUUUCUCCAGCACCUUGCUUACUUCUUAAUUUUUGCCAAACAGCUAAGGCAGUCUCAUCUUGAGCUUUCCUUUGUUGCUUAGCCACUUUUUUUUUUUUUCCCCCUUUUCAUUCCCAUGGUAAAUAUAGAAAAAAAUAACUUUCCAGCUGAGAUUGUGAAUUCACUGGACUGUGGGAGUGCAGAAUGCUACUGGUCCCUUUGCCUUGUGCUAUAGGGUGCCUCUGGUGUAACUUGCUAAUCCUGCUUGCUUCCCCCCGCUGCUUCCCCUUCCCUUCCCCAGGACACGCUCCAUGGUUCACUGUGAUGAAAUGUUGGGGAGGAGCGAUUGCUCUCCAACUAUUGUGCAAAAAAAGAAAAAGGCAAAACAAAACAAAAAAAAAAGCCAUCACUUUUCCAUUCUUUAUAUGUUCUAGUUCUGAGUUAUUUUUUCUUAUCAAUUAUAAAAGGUAUGGAGACUGUGA
This is a messenger RNA of Athene cunicularia (burrowing owl), 1773 nucleotides long. RefSeq names its product guanine nucleotide-binding protein subunit alpha-11. The transcript has 7 exons. Gene Ontology annotation, molecular function: G-protein beta/gamma-subunit complex binding; GTPase activity; G protein-coupled receptor binding. Lineage: Eukaryota; Metazoa; Chordata; Aves; Strigiformes; Strigidae. Gene Ontology annotation, biological process: action potential; adenylate cyclase-modulating G protein-coupled receptor signaling pathway; phospholipase C-activating dopamine receptor signaling pathway. Bases 167 to 1072 code for a protein of 301 amino acids. Gene Ontology annotation, cellular component: heterotrimeric G-protein complex. The record is from RefSeq and is a predicted model, not a curated record.